AUGGAGGCCCUUCAAAUGGCCCAAAUUCUCGCUGAUCUCUCCACUCUCCAAAGCACUGUUUGUAUACCCUCACCCUUGCUCUCCGUUUGCAUUGCUCUCCCUUCCUCUUCCUCCUGUUCCUCCGCGUCCUCCAUCUCCCUACUAUCGAGCCCCCGUCCUUAUGCCCCUCACUAUCAGGAACCCGCUGCCGCCCAAAACCUCCUCGACGCAAACAAGAACCUCACCCCACACAUCCUCCGCCGCAAGUCCCGCGCCUCAGUUUUGCCCGAGCCCCCGAAAUUCGAUAAGCUAGGCAGGAGAAUCAUUAGAGGCCCUAGUCGCAGUGGUAAUGUGACGCCAAUUGGGGGCAAUGCGGGUGGUAGGCCGGCGCUUUUGAGCAGGAUGAGUUCAGGCUUCUCAGUAGGAAGUAGCGGCACUGCAACUCCCACAACCGGAGCGUCCGAGGAGAAGGACGAGGACAUGGCCCGCGCUCAGAAGUUGUUGGAGCUUUAUGAGAUGCGCGGCAAGUUCCAAGAAAUGGGUGAUACAGGACUUGCACGAGCAAAGGAGAGAGUCGAUAAGGUCGUUGAUCAGUACGCGAAGAAGGACUUGGAGGAGCGCGAAGCGUUCCGUAAUGACCUAUGGAUCGACACCGGGCAUAUUGCUGGAAUGUUUAAUGGGCAACAAUGGGCUAGGACAUUAUCGGGAACUGGGGGCUGGUGUGCUUGGGACAUGGCGCAUAUCACUGGGGCAUUUCUUGGCGUAUAA
Venustampulla echinocandica is the source of this 747-nucleotide messenger RNA. RefSeq lists its product as uncharacterized. Bases 1 to 747 code for a protein of 248 amino acids. NCBI's taxonomy places the organism in Eukaryota, Fungi, Ascomycota, Leotiomycetes, Helotiales, Pleuroascaceae. The transcript has 3 exons. The record is from RefSeq and is a predicted model, not a curated record.